AUGAAGCGCAAGGCGGAUUCGCGAAUUGACGACAAGAAGCCGUCCAAGAAGAAGUCCAAGACCACCCUUUCGGCCGACGUCGCAAAGUCGCGAUUCCGCAAGGGCCUCUUCGAAAAAGAAGUCCUCGACUCCUACACCUCCGAAUACGCGACAUCGUCCCCCUACAAGCACUCGGUCAUCAGCGGCCUCGUCGAUGAUACCCUCCUCCGCUCCGUCCGCGACGAGAUCCGCGAGAACGUCUCCUUCACCCCGAAAGAAACAGACAUCUACAAGAUCCACCAGUCCGGCGACCUCGCCAACCUCGACGGCCUCGACGACGAAGCCCUCGGCAAGCUGCCCUCCCUGCUCUCUCUGCGCGACGCCAUCUACUCCGAGACCUUCCGCAACUAUGUCUCCCACAUCACCGGCUGCGGGCCCCUGAGCGGCCGCAAGACCGACAUGGCCAUCAACGUCUACACGCCCGGCUGCUAUCUCCUCUGCCACGACGACGUCAUCGGCAGCCGCAAGGUCAGCUAUAUCCUCUACCUCACCGACCCGGACAAGCCUUGGAAGGCCGAAUGGGGAGGCGCUCUCCGCCUGUUCCCCGUCAACGAGCUCGAGGGCAAGGACGGCGAGGUCGCGAAGACGCCCGCUCCGGACCACACAAAGGUCAUCCCGCCCGCGUGGAACCAGCUCUCCUUCUUCGCCGUCCAGCCGGGCGAGUCGUUCCACGACGUCGAGGAGGUCUACCACGCCGAGUCCAAGGCUCAGCUCGAGCAGGACGGCGGCCGCAUCCGUAUGGCCAUCUCGGGCUGGUUUCACAUCCCCCAGGUCGGCGAGGACGGCUACGUCAAGGGCGCGGAGGAGAAGCAGGUCAAGAACUCGGGUCUCAUGCAGCUGCAAGGCAACCCGGACCAGCACGACACCCCGAUCCCGCGGCCCGUCGAGGCGAAAGACCCCGGCUCGAACCCGGCCGCGGCCUUCGACGAGGCCGGUCUCGAGUUCCUGCUGAACUACAUCACGCCGCAGUACCUGACGCCAGACACCCUCGAGCAGGUCGCGGCGCACUUUGAGGAGAACUCGAGCAUCACGCUCUCCAACAUCCUAUCCAAGAAGUUCAGCGCCCGGCUGAGGGACUACAUCGAGUCGCAAGAGAAGAAGGCCCUCCCCGAAGACGGCGCCAAGAUCGAGAAGAAGACGGCCUGGCGCGUCGCCCGCCCGCCGCACAAGCACCGCUUUCUGUACCAGCAGCCCGCCGGCGCCGACGAGCUCCGCAGUUCGAAAGAAGAGAACCCCCUGACGGAGCUCCUCGACCACCUCCUGCCGUCGCGCCAGUUCCGCGAGUGGCUGCAGAUGGCCACGGGCGUCGUCGUCGAGAACCACGAGUUCCUCGCCCGCCGCUUCCGUCACGGCAAGGACUACACCCUCGCGACGGGCCACACCGGCAAGCCGCGUCUCGAGUUCAACCUCGGCAUCACCCCGUCCAAGGGCUGGGGCGACGACGAUGACGAGGAAGAGAAGCCCGAAGCGGAAGAAGAGGAGAAGCCCAGCGGAAAGUCCAAGAAGGGAAAGAAGGGCAAGAAAGCAAAGGCGGAGCCCGAACCCGAGCCGGAGGACGAGGACGAACCGGUCGAGGUCGGCGGCCACGAGGUGUACAUGGCCGGCGACGACGGCGAGGAGGACGAGGAUGCGGCGAUCUACAAGUCGAGCGGCGACGACGACAACAUCCUCUUCUUCCAGGCGGCCGCGUGGAACAAGCUCACGCUCGUGCUUCGCGACAGCGGCACGCUUCGCUUCGUCAAGUACGUCGGCCGCGCGGCCAAGGGCGACCGCUGGGACAUCUCGGGCGCGCUCGGCAUCGACAACGAAGAGCUCGAGGCCCAGAUCCGGGGCGAGGGGGCGGGCUCCAUCCUCCAAGGCGCCGGUGAGCUGGACUCGGAAGACUCGGAGGACUACGAGUCGGUGUCUGAUGAGGACGAGGAGGACGAGGACGAGGACUCGGGGUCGGAGUCAUCGUGGAAUGGCUUUUCCGACCCUCCCAACGGGGCGGCGAGCGAGAGCGACUAG
Colletotrichum karsti is the source of this 2046-nucleotide messenger RNA. RefSeq names its product pkhd-type hydroxylase tpa1. Gene Ontology annotation, biological process: regulation of translational termination; peptidyl-proline hydroxylation. The transcript has 2 exons. Lineage: Eukaryota; Fungi; Ascomycota; Sordariomycetes; Glomerellales; Glomerellaceae. Gene Ontology annotation, molecular function: peptidyl-proline dioxygenase activity; iron ion binding; L-ascorbic acid binding. Gene Ontology annotation, cellular component: cytoplasm. Bases 1 to 2046 code for a protein of 681 amino acids. The record is from RefSeq and is a predicted model, not a curated record.